AAUCGCGGCUCGUGCUCCGUGUUUGCCGCCGUGCCGUAUCAUCGCGACCGAUCGAUUGCGUAAUAAAAGUCGUUCCUAGGUACGCCCGACGGACGGUGUGCACAAAUUCUCGUGUCGUGUGGUCGACCAGUUGAUUUUAUUGUUUUCCCGACCAUGACCUAACCGAACAUUAUGGGAGCCAAAGUGUCCAGGACCGACUUCGAGUGGUCGCCCACGGAAGAGCCGCACGCGACGCGUAGGAAAGAGAUUUUGGAAAAGCACCCAGAAAUCAAGAAACUUUACGGUCCAGAUAAGAAUUUUAAAUGGAUUGUUGUAAUUACUACAAUAUUGCAGUUGGGAUCUCUUUAUUUGAUCAAAGAUUUAAAAUGGCCAACUGUUAUGAUUUUAGCUUAUUGUUUUGGAGGUGUUGUAAAUCAUUCAUUGAUGCUUGCUAUUCAUGAAAUUGCCCAUAAUAUGGGAUUUGGACCAAAAUAUCCAAUGUACAAUAAAUUACUGGGUAUGUUUGCUAACUUACCCAUUGGUCUUCCAUUCUCUGUCACUUUUAAACACUAUCAUCUAGAACAUCAUCGGUACCAAGGAGAUGAGAAACUUGAUACAGACAUACCUACAUACGUUGAAGCAAAAUUAUUUAAUUCAACAUUUGGAAAAUUUAUCUGGGUAUUAUUACAACCAUUUUUCUAUGCUUUAAGACCUAUGUUUGUUUAUCCGAAAAAUCCUACUGCACUUGAAAUCAUAAGUGUUUCUAUUCAGUUAGCAUUUAACUAUUGGGUAUAUUUAUAUUUUGGUACAAAAGUAAUAACAUAUAUGUUAGCUGGUUCAUUGAUGGCGAUGGGUCUUCAUCCAGUAGCAGGGCAUUUUAUUUCUGAACAUUAUAUGUUUCAUAAAGGAUUUGAAACAUACUCAUAUUAUGGUCCAUUAAAUUUUAUAACAUUUAAUGUUGGCUAUCAUAACGAACAUCAUGAUUUUCCAUUUGUUCCUGGUUCUAAACUUCCGCAAGUCAAGAAAAUUGCACCUGAGUUUUAUGAUAAUUUACCUCAACACCAUUCUUGGACAAGUGUGCUGUAUGAUUUUAUCAUGGAUCCUAACAUUGGUCCAUAUGCACGAAUAAAACGUAAACAUAAAGGAUUAAAAUUUUAAGUUAAAUCUUAAACAUAAAUCAAACUAAAAUUGUAUAGACAAAACUGUUAUCUUUAUAAGAUAAGUCAUAACUCAGUUUAAGCUCUCUAUUUUUAUUAUUAAUUUAAGUAAAAUAAAAAUAGUUUAUUUUUAAAAAUUAAUUAUCCCAAAAA
Messenger RNA from Acyrthosiphon pisum (pea aphid), 1289 nucleotides. RefSeq names its product delta4-sphingolipid-FADS-like protein ifc (gene ifc). Gene Ontology annotation, cellular component: membrane. Gene Ontology annotation, molecular function: sphingolipid delta-4 desaturase activity. The record is from RefSeq and is marked provisional. Gene Ontology annotation, biological process: ceramide biosynthetic process. NCBI's taxonomy places the organism in Eukaryota, Metazoa, Arthropoda, Insecta, Hemiptera, Aphididae.